AGAGGGAGGGAUGCGCAGGCGCCGCAGUGGGAGUGAGGUCGCGCAGGCGCGGACGGCGUUGGUUUGAAGACCUUCAGCGUUGCCCUGGCGGAGUGGAGACAGGCCAUCUGGUUGGAGAUAUGUGUAACACACCGACUUACUGUGACCUAGGAAAGGCCGCCAAAGAUGUCUUUAACAAAGGAUAUGGGUUUGGCAUGGUCAAAAUAGAUCUGAAAACCAAGUCUUGUAGUGGAGUGAUGGAAUUUUCUACUUCUGGUCACGCUUACACUGAUACAGGAAAAGCGUCAGGCAACCUAGAAACCAAAUAUAAGAUCUGUAACUAUGGGCUUACCUUCACCCAAAAAUGGAACACAGACAAUACUCUUGGGACAGAAAUCUCUUUGGAGAAUAAGUUGGCUGAAGGGUUGAAAGUGACUCUUGAUACCAUAUUUGUACCGAACACAGGAAAGAAGAGUGGGAAAUUAAAGGCCUCCUAUAAGCGGGAUUGUUUCAGUUUUGGCAGUAAUGUUGAUAUAGAUUUUUCUGGACCAACCAUCUAUGGCUGGGCUGUGUUGGCCCUUGAAGGUUGGCUUGCUGGCUAUCAGAUGAGUUUUGACACAGCCAAAUCCAAACUGUCACAGAAUAAUUUCGCCCUUGGUUACAAAGCUGCAGACUUCCAGCUGCAUACCCAUGUGAAUGAUGGCACUGAAUUUGGGGGUUCUAUCUACCAGAAGGUUAAUGAGAAGAUCGAAACUUCAAUAAAUCUUGCUUGGACAGCUGGCAGUAACAACACCCGUUUUGGCAUUGCUGCUAAAUACAAGCUGGAUUGUAAAACUUCUCUAUCUGCUAAAGUAAAUAACGCCAGCCUGAUUGGACUUGGCUAUACUCAGACCCUUCGACCAGGAGUCAAACUGACCCUAUCAGCUUUAAUCGAUGGAAAGAACUUCAAUGCAGGAGGUCACAAGGUUGGGUUGGGAUUCGAACUAGAGGCUUAAUAUGGUUUUGAGUAGAGUAUCAGAUUUGUCCCUGGAGAUGAAGAGAAGCGAACCUACUGUUUUGGCCUUAAAAUUCUUCUGUGAAAUUUCAAAAGUGUGAACUUUAUUCUUCCAAAGAAUUGUAAUCCUCCCUACUCUGAAGUCUAGAGGUUGCAAGUCCAUCCUAAGGGAGGUACUUGAAGGCAUGCAUGGAAGUUUUCAUGUUUGUGCCACAUUUCAGUUCAGUUCCUCAGUGUUAUUUUAAAUGUGUUCCUCAGUGACAGUGUGUCAUGUUGUAAGGGAAAUGACCUGAUCCUCCAGUUUGUACAUUACGUCCUGCAUGUCCCACACCACUUUUUCAUGACCUUUUAAUAUAUUGGUCUCUGUGCUGUAGUGAAAUCUUUGGUUUUGCAUCAGAGUAAAAUAAAUCCAUCACAUUUGGAACAUAAUUGCUCAUAUGACUUGCUAAUGGUGGUUUUCUUAUAUUUUAUGUGAUUUGUUUUGCUUUAAAAAAUAUUUUGAUGUGUGGGAUUUGUGUUCAGAAGUGUUACGUCUGUACAAGGAAUCAAAGAGAAAGGCUUUGGUUCCCUUUAUGCUGUUGCUUGUCCAGUCUCAUGCUUUUAUUGCUCUCGUGCAGUAAGGCUAGGCAGAAGUAUAUCUUGCUUCUUAUUUAGUGUGAUACAGUAUUAUCAUCUUGGUAGUUUUGUAAAGCUACUGAAAAGAGUGAGGAUGUGAGUAGGUGAAAAGACAGGGUAAAGGAAAGAGUACAAUUGGGGAAAUACCAUAGGGAUAGAAUGAGGCCAAAGCUAAAAGGGACACAUCUGUGGCUCUUUUGGGGCCUCAGAAAAAUAUGUUUGAUUACUAGAGCUAGAAAAAUUUUAAUGAAAGAAUGAAAGCACCAGUUUAGAAAAGAAAUGAGCAGACCAUAAUAUCUUUAAGACUUACUGGUAAAUCAUCUUUCUUUCUAAAAGUAGAACUCCUUUUGAGUUCUCUAUUAAAAAAAAAUAAACAGACAUAACAUAUGCUCAUAGCAACAAAUUCAGACAGUUCAGAAGUAAAUUAAGUAAAGUGAAAAUUCCGCAAUCCUCUCUCCAAUCUCACUUUCUUCCACCACCGAUAAGUUUGAUAUAUAUCCUUGCAGAUAGUUUUCAGUAUCUUCAGAGUUUACAUAAAUAUCUAGUUAUAUAUAUUGUUAAGAUAUACAUCUUGUUCUGCAAUAUCCUUGAAAAUUGAACAUUAUUAUCAGAUUCCUCUUUCUGUAGUCAUGUAAGUCUGCCUCAUUUUUUAUUGCUUGCAUGCUUUAGUAUACAUGUGACGUAACGUAAUUAUUCCCCUUUUUGCUACAUUCUUUUUUUUUUUGCUUUACCAACAAUGCUGCAUUGAGUAUCUUUGUCCAUUCACUGGUGAAGAUUUCCAUAGCAGCACUGUCCAAUAGAACAUUCCGUGAUGAUGGAAAUGACCUAAUCUGCACUGUCCUAUAUGGUAGCCACUAGCCAUAGGUGGCUGUUGAGUACUUGAAAUGUGCCUAGGGCAACUGAAGAAGUGAAUACCUAACUGUAUUUAAUUUUAAUUAAUUUAAACUUAAAUAGCCCCGUAUAGCUAGUAGCUACUGUAUUGAAUGAUGCUAUUAACUCCACAGGACAGAUUUCUAAAAGUGGGAUUGCUCAAUCAUGUGCGUUUGAUAAGUAGUACCAAAUUGCCCUUCAAAAAUUUUGUACAAAUUUAUAUUCUACCAGUGGUACUUGAGAGUACACUCCCCCCAUCCCCCCAACAACAAUGAAUGUUACCAAAUUUUUAAAAUUUUUUGCCAGGUUUGUAAAAUAUGGUAUCUUGUUUUAAUUUGUACUUCCCUGAUUGACAGUGAGAUGGAGUGGUUUUCGUGUUUACUGAUCAUUUUUAAUUCCCUGAUUUGCCUGCUCACAUUCCUUGCUCAGUUUCCAAAUGAGUCAUCUUGAAAAGAAUUAGACAUGUUUUCUUUCUGAAAAAUUUCAGUGCAAGUUAUUUCCCCUUAUCACCACCAAGGACUAUCUUAAUUUCACUAGACAAAAAUUUUACCCAGAUUUCAACCAACACUUCUUAGGAAGGGAAAUAUCUAUGAUACCAACCACAUGAAGAUUUAAUUUUGUUUUCCCUAGUAUUAUCUUUGUGAGUGUGAGCUCCCAUUCCAGGAAUGAAGUAUAACUCUAGCCUACUGAAAGAACUUUGUAUGCAGUCUGAAUGUGGGUGGCAUCCUAGGUCUGCUGACGGGGGCUGCACAUAGACACUCCAUUGUGUUACGGAGAGGAGGAAUAAGCCAUGCAAGUGGAAGGAUAAUGGCUUUGUGUUAGAGGAAAGUUACUAUGGGGCAGUUCUCUUCAGUUUAGGGUUGCUGGGAGUAGGGGAUAGACAUGGAUGUAGGAGGACAGAUAAGGAGCUGCGAGGAAACACUGAUGAGAUGCACCCCUAAUUAGUUUCUUAGUUAUUUAUCUGACAAAGUUAUAUUUAUAGCCUAAAUUAGAUAAGAAGGGGAUUGCUCUAGGUUUGUACUGUUUCCCCUUUCUUAUGUUAUCCCUUUCAAUUUAUUUGAUAUUUCAGAGCUAAAGAAUCAGAUUUUGUUUGUUAAUAUAGUCCAGAUAUGAAUGCAGGUAAUUUAAAUUUAGCCUUUAAACAGUAAUUUUCUUGACUCAUGUGUCUGGCUGUUAGGGGUAUGGAAGAGUACCACGCUCAUGGUGUUAGAUCAUGUGAAAAGGUCCUGGCUGCUUUGCAUGGGAAGCCGUCCACUUUUGUCACUGUGAAAGUAAGGACAAGGACAUCCCUGGGAUUGAGAUAAUUUUGUCUUUUAAGUAUUUGCCAAGUAGGAAGAGAAAUAAUUGGUCCCAUAGUAAGUGAUCUUGGGGCCUAAAGGGCUUUCUGCCCUAAGAUGACGGCUUGGGAAUACUCUCGGCACACCUUUAGAUGAUCAGGAGUCCUUGUGCGUACCAGUUCCUGAACUUCUGAAUGCUCAGGAGUGCAGGCUUUGUGGAAAUAGCUUGAUUCAUUUGAAUUCUAAUAGGGAUUUUGACUGGUUUUGAUUAGGCUCCUUUGUUUCACCGGAUAGCCUGUGCUUUUGCAGCAGUUUUCAAACGUUAGCAUGCUUCAGAAUCACCUGGAGAAUUUGUUAGAACAGAUCGCUGGUCCUCAGUGCCAGAGUUUUUGAUUCAGUAGGUCUGGGAUGGGGCCAGAGAAUUUGCAUUUUGAACAGAUUCCCAGGUGAAACUGAUACUGUGGGUCUGGGGACCAUACUUUGAGAACCAGUGUCCUAGAGCAGGGGUCGGUGAACUACAGGCUUUGGGGCAAAUCUGACCCAACACUUUUUUUACAACACUUGUAAAUAAAGUUGAUUGGAACAUAGCUAUGCUCAUUCAUUUAUAUAUUGUCUGUGGUUGCUUACACACUCCAGCAGCAGAAUUGCAUGGUUGUAUGACCUGCUAAGCCUAAAAUGUCUGGCCCUUUACAGAGAAAGUUCAUUGGUUUCUGAUCUAGAAUGAAGGGAAAUAAAAGGCAAUAGAAUGAAAAUGGGUCCAGGAGUGGUGUGGCAGGGUGGGAGUGGAAGUAGAGAUAGUGCAAGAGAAGGCCCCAUACUGCCAAGUAUGGGGUUCAGAGUGGGGCUCUGGGUAGGCACUGGGUAAGAUGACAGGCCAAGAACCGGGGCUGGGAGGAGAGGUGAAGAAGAAGGUUAAAGCUCAUCAUGAGAAGUUUAAGGUAUUUGCCCCUCAUUUAGAUAGACUCCACACUGCCCUUUUCAGUGGGCAGUUCCCUGUGGGCAUGAAAACUAGGCUGUGUUCUGAGAACCUUCAUCGAGGGAGUCAUUAAGGUGUAGUAGAAAGGAAAGAACAUUUCUUGAGCUCAUGUGCCAGGUACUGUGCUGGCCCCUUUAUAUGAAAUAAUUUAUUUAAUCUUCACUUCAAUAACUGCAAACAUCUUAAGUAAGCCAUAGGAGGUAUUUUGGGAUGGAGCAGUUGGUUGUGCCUUCUCAUACUGGAAGUUCUCAGUAGCUCCCUUCUGUCCCCCAUGAAACACCGGCACACACAGAGACACACGUGCCUGCAUGCACUGCUCUCCCCUACCCUCCCUCACCUCUCUCUUUUUCCCCCAGCUCCCUCCACUAUAUUUCCUGUCUCCCUCUAAUUUAGCCUUAUCACUCAUUGAUUUUAUUUUCUUUUAAAAAUUGAAUCAUUCUGAACACUGCUAGGCUCCUCAGUUUUGUCUUUUAAGCCUUAGUUUACCACAGCCUAUGUGUCGUAGAGCUUUGCACCUAGGGGCAGAGAAUUAGUAUUCUAAUAUAUAUUUGUAUUUAAUGCCUCUGGGUUCUUUGAUUCAGUAAUUCCACUCCUACGAAUUUACCUUAAGGAAAUAAUCCAAGCGGCACAAAGAUUUAUGUACAGUGUUUCUCACUGCACUGUUGUUUAUAAUAGUGAAAAACAGAUAACCACCCAAAUGAGCAACAGUAGGGGAAUGGUUACAUAAAUGAUGGUAUAUUCAUUAAAUGGAAUAUUAUUUAGCCAUUAAAAAUCAUGUUUUUGAAGAAAGAUAACAUGAGGAAAUGUUCACACCAUAAUGUUAAAUAGGAAAAAAAGUAAAAAAAACAAAUCUUAAUUUUAAGAUAUAUAUGCAAAUAUAGGAGAAAAUACACCAAAAUGUUAAUAUUCAUUAUCUCAGGAAAUUGGAAUUAUAAGUAGCUUUUAUUUUUUUAUACUUUACUGUAUUUUUUCAGAUUUUCAAAAGUGAAUUUCUUGUUAUAUUUGUAAUUAGGAAAAAAAAAACCCUUCUAAUUAAUAUUUUUUGAAAACGGCAGAGGGAUCCUUCCUGUAGCACAGGAAGUAGCAGUCUAUGGGUGGUGAGUGAGUUGCAUCUCAUAUGUGACGUGGCUCUAGACAUGCGGAGGCAGGGCCAGGGCAAGAAACACUACUUGUUUCUACUUGCCAUCUAGGGACAGUUUCCCGAAAUGGAGAAACUGAUAAAAAGUAUUGAUUGGCUUUGCUUAUGGUAAGAAACUACCCGGCAUGAGGUUUUCAUUAAAAUUUGUAUGUGAGAGUUUAGUGUUCACAUAUUUUAAAUAUGCAAAAGGCCAAGAAAACCUCAUGGUCCACUGCUAAUCCAUUAUCACACUCCAAACAUCACUGCUGUAGGGACAGAGGACAAUACAUGUCUUAACAUCUCACUUAGUGACAAAAUGUCUGUCCUUGGAAAUUCACAGCCAACUUGGCCCAGCCUCGUUUUUCAUUUGCUUUAACAGAUAGUUACUUGUGUGUGUGCAUGUGUGUGUGUCUGUAUGCGUCUUUGUGUCUCUGAGCCAUAGGCAUGGUUACCCUCAGGUUCUAGAACCUUGGAUAGGAGGAGAGCUAAGAAACAGCCUAAGCUGUUUCUGGACUGCCCUUGCAGUGUUGGUAACUACAUAGAUGUGCAUGAAGACGGCUUGUGUUUUCUACACAGAAAGACCAUCCUUCCAUUUACAAGUAUACCUCUGAUUGUGGAUACUCUGAUCCACUUUCCUUUGCCUGUUUCCCUUUAGAAACAAAUCCUCCUUUUCUUCAGCCUUCUAAAAAUGUUGGCAUUCAGGUUCCAUCGUCAGCCUUCUUUAAUUCUCCCCUGGUUCUCACUAUGUGUGUAUUAUGCUAAUGUGAGGAGCUUUUUCAGAUUACAUCUGCCUAGUCUCAGAGAUGCUCAUACAUCUGCCUUAGGGAAACUCUCAGAAUAAGAGUGAUGCUAUAUAUCUUGUGAUCUCUGAGGGAUCUGAUAAGAGCACCAAUCUUCCUUGCCCAGGUUUUAGACAGAUUGUAAAUUAAGACAUGGUCUUGGUGGAUGGAGGCCAAAGCCAUCAUCUUUUACCACUGAUAAAGGCUGCUUAGGUUCAUGGUAUAAUUUAGGGUGAGAGCCACAUGGGCUCCUAAUAUUUAACCCCAUAACAAGGAGAAGCUAUCCACCAGUCACAAGUAAUGCUAGGCUUCCCCUACCUGCCCAGGUUGGAUGGGAUGGAGGAGAGGAGAAUUCUGGUGCUUUGAGGUCAGACUCCCUCAGCAGGAGUGAAGAGGCAAUUCCCAGCAUACCCGGUUCAUUCUUUCCAAAUGUUAUCAGUCAAAUCCAUCCAUUCCCCUGGGGUAGCAGAACAAGUAAAAGGAUAGAGACAGAUGAGGAGUGUAAUGCUAAUGAUGGUCCAGUCACAUGGAAAGAAACAUUAAGAAUGGGGCACAGCAUUCAUUUUCUGUGCACUUUUAAGCCAUAGCCUCCUUCCAGAGAAAUGUGAAUACCUAGAGAAAUGUGUCCUGGAGAAAUGUGUUGGGUUGAAUGGAGUAUGUGCUUUGAAACAUCUGGGUGAUUCUCAUACACCCACUCCUUUGAACAUCACCACUCACAUCUGCUACCUGGACAGCUACCUCUUAAAGCUCAUGACUUCCAAAAUUUGUCUCCAGCCAAGAACUCUCUCCUGAGCUCCAAACCUUUAUUUCAGUCUGCCUGUCAGAUGGCUCUCCUUCGAUAAUAUGCAGGCAUCCAGAACUCAACCAUGUCCCAGACGGAACCAGUGCCCUCAAUACCUGCUUCAUAACCUGGAGUCUCAGCCAAAUGUCCACCUUUUUUUUGUGAACUUUCCCUUACCUCUGCGAGCCACUUAGCAGCCCUUUCCUUGGACUUCUACUGCUCUGUAUUGCAAAUUUGUUUACUUUCCUCUCCUCUUGCUUAUGAACUCCUGCAGGCCUAUGUUUUUGUCUUCCAACCUCCAGUGGCCAGCCCAGUGCUCUGCAUAUAAUAGGCCCUCAAUGAAUGUUUGCCGAAUGGCAUGGAAAUGAGCCAGAAGGUAGAUGGGCCUGAUUUGGCCAUAGCUCUGUCUAGGCUUCAAGUCAGGGGGGGUUUCUGCCUAAGGAUUCAGGUUCUCCCUCAGCAAGUACUAAGUUCCCUGUGACCAUUGAAGAAGCACAGAUAAUUCCUGGCAUUUCUGAGUACUGCUUGCAAUUCCUUGACAAUUUAAUUAGCAUUCUGUGAGGUGUCUUCACUGCGGCAAUUUAAAAAGGUCUGGAAGAUGGUCAUGAUUGCAACUAAACUUGAUCCUACUACCAGGUGCUGCUGUUGUUGCUGCCAAGGGAAGAUGGUGGCAGUAAGCUGGUCUGUGCUUUGUGCCCUUGAGGUCAUUUAGUCGUCUCCUUCCCUUUGACCUCUUCUCCCCUUUCCCCAGCACUGACUGACUCUUGACAUUCAGGGUUUGGUUUAACUUCUAAAUGUAAAGCUUUGGGAGAGGGCAAGGAAAUUCUCCAGCUUACUGUGACCCAAAUCCCUUUUGUUUUGUUUAGUAAGUUCUUUUCUGGGCACACUAGAAACUGGAGACAGCUGUCCAUUCCUGUUAAGUUUUAAAUUCCUUACUUAGAUUAAAUUCCUCAUAUGUUUCCUUUCUGUAAACCCUUCACCCAUUCUUUCUAGGCUUCCUUUCCAAGUUCUGAAUCAUCUAGUAUAGUGAUUUGAACCCUUCUCCAAGGCCUAUCACAACUACACAGUCCUCAUUUUUAUCGAGACCACAACUGUGCACAGAGUCUGACAGCUGUUGAAUAGGAAGAGACUAAGAUAAGGGCCAGGAAGCCUGGUCUAGCUUGUCCAUGUUUCCAUUUGGCAAACUAAAUUUUUUCUCAUUCUGUGCUUUAGUUUCGCCAGUGCUUGGCCAGCUUCAGGUGUUUCAAAGACCAAAUAAGAAAAGUGAAGUGAAAACGUUUCAAAAAGGGUGGUGGUGGAAUGGAUUAUAGGGGAACUUUUUCCCCGUAAUGUGCUUUAUGAUUGUUUGUUUUUUCAAUAAUACAAAUAAAGAAUGAUGUUCUAUAAAAAUA
This is a messenger RNA of Choloepus didactylus (southern two-toed sloth), 8779 nucleotides long. RefSeq names its product voltage dependent anion channel 3 (gene VDAC3). Gene Ontology annotation, molecular function: voltage-gated monoatomic anion channel activity. The record is from RefSeq and is a predicted model, not a curated record. NCBI's taxonomy places the organism in Eukaryota, Metazoa, Chordata, Mammalia, Pilosa, Megalonychidae. Gene Ontology annotation, biological process: monoatomic anion transmembrane transport. The transcript has 10 exons. Bases 120 to 974 code for a protein of 284 amino acids. Gene Ontology annotation, cellular component: mitochondrial outer membrane.